GAUACAAUUAAAAAAGAAUGUUCUAUAAAUAGAUGAAAUAAUGUAAGCAAAACUCACAAAGUAUAGGGACAGAAAUAUUAUUUGGGGAAAGAGAGAGAAGCCGGUGCCUUCUGUCUUGGCAGGACUCACUCUUUCACUGUUGUAAAAUAAAACUCGCUGAUUCAGAUUCCACUCCAACUCUCUUCCUUGUCGGCUCUACUCGCCGUUUCAACUAUCCUUACUCCUCCCACUGCUAUUCUUUUCCAUUUCCGAGUGAGUUUUUUUUCCUCGUUUUCUCCUCCCCUUUUUGGUUUUGUUUUUUUCUCUAUCUGAUGACUAUCUGGUUAGUUAUGGAUUCCGUGUAUCAUUUGGUUUGUUUUGGUGAGGAAUGAAAGAGAAAAAUGAGGUAUUGUUCUUGCAUGAGUCCACAUUAAUUCCAUUUCAAUUAUUUCUUGGAUGAACCAUAGGGAAAUUGAUACGCUCACUCUAAAAAAGUAAACAAGGAAAACCCAUUUUGUUUCUGCUUGUAGAUCUUUAAAAUUUGUAGUCUAGUUCAGUCAUAUUGAUACGGGUGAGAGUUUUGAUUAGGAUUUUUCUCGGGGAAUAAAAUGGACCCAUCUGUAAAUGGUAAUGAUUUCAAGAACAAUAAUUGCAUUGAUAAUUUGGUAGCUGUAAAAAGGUCAUUAAAGCUUAGCUUAGAGAAAUCGAAAACCCUAGGUUUGGCUCUUGAAAAGGCUGGACCAAGGUUAGAGGAGAUCAACCAAAGAUUGCCUUCCCUAGAAGCUGCUGUCCGCCCAAUUCGUGCCGACAAGGAUGCUCUUGUUGCUGUUGGGGGCCACAUUAACCGAGCCGUGGGCCCUGCUGCAGCAGUGCUUAAGGUUUUUGAUGCCGUUCAUGGACUUGAAAGGUCCCUACUAUCAGAUCCUAGGAAUGAUCUUCCUGGGUAUUUAUCGGUGCUGAAACGCCAUGAGGAGGCAUUAAGGUUUCUGGGUGAUAAUUGCGGUUUGGCAAUUCAAUGGUUGGAAGACAUAGUUGAGUAUUUGGAGGAUAACAGAGUUGCUAAUGGACGGUACCUUUCAAAUCUGAAGAAAUCACUCAAGGGUCUGAGGGAGUUGAAAAAUGAUGGGGAAAGAAUACAUCUUGAUGGUGGACUUUCACGUGCUGCAUUAGAUAAACUGGAACAUGAGUUUAGACGACUAUUGAUGGAGCACAGCGUGCCACUUCCAAUGUCAUCUCCAUCACUGGGCGAACAAGCAUGCAUUGCACCGUCCCCUUUACCUGUAACUGUUAUUCAGAAGUUGCAGGCAAUUCUUUGUAGGUUGAUUGCUAAUAAUAGACUUGAGAAGUGCAUUACGAUCUAUGUUGAAGUUCGUAGUUCAAAUGUCAGAGCUAGUUUGCUGGCACUUGAUUUAGAUUAUCUUGAAAUCUCAGUCUCCGAAUUUAAUGAUGUGCAGAGCAUAGAAGGGUAUAUUGGACAGUGGGGAAAACAUUUGGAGUUUGCAGUGAAGCAUUUGUUUGAGGCAGAGUUCAAACUUUGCAAUGACAUUUUUGAGAGGAUUGGCCUGGAUGUUUGGAAGGGAUGCUUCAGCAAAAUUACUGCACAAGCUGGUAUUCUUGCUUUUCUUAAGUUUGGGAAGACUGUUACCGAGAGUAAGAAAGAUCCUAUUAAGCUUCUGAAGUUAUUGGAUAUAUUUGCAUCUCUGAACAAAUUGAGAUUGGAUUUCAACCGGCUCUUUGGCGGAGCAGCAUGUAUUGAGAUCCAAAACCUGACAAGAGAUCUCAUCAAAAGGGUGAUCGAGGGUGCAGCUGAAAUUUUCUGGGAACUCUUUGUUCAGGUGGAAUUACAGAGGCAGAGUCCCCCUCCUCAGGAUGGGAGUGUUCCAAGAUUGGUGAGCUUUAUAACUGAUUACUGCAAUAAAAUUCUUGGUGAUGAUUAUAAGCCAAUCCUGACCCAAGUUCUGGUCAUUCACCGAAGUUGGAAGCAUGAAAAAUUCCAAGAGAGGAUUCUUCUUAACGAGGUUUUGAAAAUAAUUAAGGCCGUUGAUUUGAAUUUGGAAACAUGGGUGAAGGCAUAUAACGAUACCACCUUGUCGUGUCUUUUUGCCAUGAACAACCACUGGCAUCUGUUCAAACAUUUAAAGGGGACAAGACUUGGAGACCUCAUGGGAGAUUCUUGGUUGAGGGAGCAUGAACAGUACAAGGAGUAUUAUUCCACUGUCUUCUUAAGAGAGAGCUGGGGAAAACUCCCUGGUCAUUUAAGCCGGGAAGGUUUAGUUCUGUUCUCAGGUGGCCGUGCCACUGCUCGUGAUCUUGUAAAGAAAAGGCUGAAGUCUUUUAAUGAAGCUUUUGCUGAUAUGUAUAAGAAGCAGUCUAGUUGGGUUAUCUCAGAAAGAGAUUUGAGGGAGAAGAUGUGCCAACUGAUAGUGCAGACAGUGUUGCCUGUCUAUCGAAGCUAUAUGCAGAAUUAUGGGCCAUUGGUAGAGCAAGAUGCAAGUUCCAGUAAGUAUGCAAAGUACACAGUGCAGGGGUUGGAGCAAAUGCUCCUUUCUCUUUUUCUGCCAAGGCGGGAAAGGUAUGGCAGUUUUAAAGCUAGGCCAACCAGCGGCAAAUUUGAUAAUGGGAUAGAUCUACGACGUACUGCAUCUGCAGUUGUGUGAUUGUCUAAUUAUUUUAUUUUUGGUGUGGUUAACCUAGGAGGAAAAUGUUGUGCAUUUUCCCCAUGUUUUAGAGGGUUAAUCUUUUUAUCUUGUACACAUUGAUGUUCUGAAGGCGUGGAACUAUCCAGUUCGAUAUCAUAUUUCAUCCUUUGCCCUUGGACAGCAGUUCCUUUAGACAUUGUCAUUUCAUUACUCAAGGAUCAAGUUUUAUGAGUUGCCAGAAUCUGAUGAGAAACAGUUUUGCUCUGUCAACUGCAAAGCAAAUGGACGGUCCCGGAUUUGAAAAUGAAGGAUUAUGUUGGGUCCCGGAUUUGAAAAUGAAGGAUUAUGUUGGGUUCGUUGAUAAUAAUACUUAAGAUUUUUAUCUUCGUUGGGCGGCUGUGAUGGGCCUUGUUUUAGUGGCAAAUAUGAAAUUAUGGGAAAAUCUUAUCCUCUGGACGUCCUUUUUAUUCCUUAGGGUGGAUGAUCAUUGUAUAUGCCGGAGGAGCUACAGAACCCUGUAGUCAAAAUCAACACCAAAGCUUUCCCAGAUGGGAAAAUCAAAGUCAUUUGCGAAUCUCUCGGAUAUAAGCUCAGUGAAAGAUCUGCAGAAGGCAGAGAACCCAUUGAACAAAAGGAGGAGGUUAUUAAUCGCGGACAAGUGGUCCAGGAAGUAAUCUGGCUGCAAAACUCCAACUCCAUGCCCCAUCUUGCUUUGAAUGAAGUCCAUGAAGAUAGAGAGCAUAAAGAAACGCCAUCAUCAUGAUAAAAUAUCAGUAGCAGCAACCAAACCAAAAUUGCGGCAAAGCAAAGCCAAAGGCCACUUAAGUCGCAGAGUUGUUUUUCUCUUAACACAUCUGCAAGUAGAACAUCGACAACACUUUGCUUUUAGUGCUUUUAGCGUGAAAAUGCUUUAUUUAGAAAUAGUAUUAAUAACAAGAAGGCAAAAAAAAGAAGAUCCUGAAAGUGGUAGCCAUUUCUGAGAGAGAACGAGAGAGAGAGUCAAUGCAUUAUGUAGAAAAUAGAUUUUUGUGGGAUAGAAAGUUGUAAAACAUGCAUGCAUAUAAACAUUAAGCUUUGUUUCAAAUUCAUAAAUGUCAGAUUGAUUGAUGUUAGCUAACGUCAUUCAUUUCGAAUGAAAUAUCUGACCUACCUCAUUUUAACUUUUCAAUUAUGAAAGGGGCGGG
Messenger RNA from Durio zibethinus, 3802 nucleotides. The record is from RefSeq and is a predicted model, not a curated record. Lineage: Eukaryota; Viridiplantae; Streptophyta; Magnoliopsida; Malvales; Malvaceae.